AUGCAUUAUUAGAUGUAAUGCUGUGACUAUCUUUGUAUGCAGAGAGUUAUGUAUGUGCAAUAUUUGCAAUGAUUGAUGCAUUGCUUUUGUAUGAGGGCACCUCCAACAGUGUUUGCUGUGCUGUGCAGGGGAUACAUCGAUAGCACUUAUCUUUGCUCUUCCUGCAUAUGGGUUAAUGAGCAUGGCUUGAGGUAGAACUGUGCUGUUUGGAUUUUGGGGGGUCAGAAAGUGGGAAUGGACGGUGACAGCGAUAUUGACAAUACCAGCUCAGCUGCCUCUAGUGGGUCAGAGAGACCUCCUGAGCCAGAGAAAUCUGCCAUCACCCAGAGACACAGCGUGAAAAUGUUCAGUGGACUUCGUUUCUUCAGAUGCAGAAAAGCCAUUGCUAAGUCAGGAGUCCAGCACUUGGCACUUUCUCCGAGCGUCCUCAACAAUGAUUCUGAGGGCCAUAUACAGAACACUGUCGACUGGAGUGAGACGGCUUUGUAUGGGGAUCAUUUGUGGUUUGAAACAAAUGUAUCUGGAGAUUUCUGUUAUGUAGGAGAACAAAACUGCAUGGCCAAAAUACAGCAGAAGUCAGCUUCCCGAAGAAAGUGUGCAGCAUGUAAGAUUGUGGUUCAUACACCAUGCAUCGAGCAACUUGAGAAGAUAAACUUCUGUUGCAAACCAUCAUUCCGUGAAUCUGGCUCUCGCAAUAUACGGGAGCCAGUAAUUGUUCGGCAUCACUGGGUACAUCGCAGGCGGCAGGCAGGAAAAUGCAGACAGUGUGGAAAGGGGUUCCAGCAAAAAUUUGCAUUCCACAGUAAAGAAAUUGUUGUAAUCAGCUGCUCUUGGUGCAAACUGGCUUACCACAACAAAGUGUCCUGCUUCAUGCUGCAUCGUAUAGAGGAGCCUUGUUCCCUUGGGGCGCAUGCUGCUGUUAUUGUGCCCCCCACAUGGAUCAUUCGGGUUCGCCGGCCACAGAGCUCACUCAAAUCAAGCAAAAAGAAAAAGAGACCGUCCUUUAAAAGAAGACCAAGCAAGAAAGGAGUAGAGGAGCCUAAACUGCGCCCGUUCAUUAUCAGACCUGCACCGUGCCCCCUUAUGAAAUCUGUACUUGUUUUUGUCAACCCCAAAAGUGGUGGUAACCAAGGUGUGAAGAUCCUCCAGUCUUUCAUGUGGUAUCUGAAUCCAUGCCAGGUGUUUGAUCUCAGCCAGGGUGGGCCAAAUGAAGCCUUAGAAAUGUAUCGUAAAGUUCCAUCUUUGCAAAUCCUGGCAUGUGGUAGAGAUGGAACUGUGGGAUGGAUUCUAUCUGUUUUGGACCAGCUACAUCUUUUUCCACCUCCACCUGUUGCAAUCCUUCCUCUUGGGACUGGAAAUGACCUUGCCAGAACACUCAACUGGGGCGGUGGUUACACAGAUGAGCCGCUCUCUAAGAUCUUGAGUCAUGUGGAAGAGGGCGCAGUAGUCUAGCUGGAUAGAUGGAAUCUGCAUGUGGAGAAAAACCCUGAGGCCUGUGAGGAGGACAGAGGAGACGGUGCCACAGAUAAGCUUCCCUUGGAUGUCUUCAAUAAUUAUUUCAGCCUGGGGUUUGAUGCUCGUGUCACUUUGGAAUUUCAUGAAUCUCGAGAGGCAAAUCCAGAAAAGUUUAACAGCCGUUUUCGUAAUAAGAUGUUCUAUGCAGGGACUGCUUUCUCUGAUUUCCUGACUGGCAGCUCACGUGAUCUGGCCAAACAUAUCAGCGUUGUGUGUGACGGCACAGACCUAACUGCUAAAAUUCAGGAGCUGAAGCUACAGUGUCUGGUGUUCCUUAACAUCCCCCGGUAUUGUGCUGAUACUAUGCCGUGGGGCAAUCCUGGAGAGCAUCAUGAUUUUGAACCUCAGCGACAUGAUGAUGGAUGUAUCGAAGUGAUUGGUUUCACCAUGGCCUCCCUGGCUGCUCUGCAAGUUGGAGGUCAUGGUGAACGACUGCACCAAUGCAGUGAGGUGCUUCUUCAUACAUAUAAGUCCAUUCCUGUGCAAGUAGAUGGAGAGCCUUGCAAAUUGGGACCUUCUGUGGUGAAGAUUAGUUUACGGAACCAGGCUGCCCUUAUACAGAAAACCAAGAGACUUACAUCUGUUCCACUCCUCAAUGAUCAGCAGCCAGUUCCUGAAAGACUGCGUCUACGUGUUAACCGCAUAUCCAUGCCUGACUACGAGGCACUGCACUACGACAAAGAAAAGCUGCGAGAGGCCUCUCUCCCGCUGGGAGUUAUUGUGGUUCCUGGAGACAGUGAUCUGGAGACUUGUCGCGCACAUAUUCAGCGACUAAAAGAGGAGGAUGGAACAUCAAAACCACCAACUGUCUCAUCACAAAAACUGUCUCCAAAGUGGUGCUUCUUAGACUCAACCACGGCAGACCAUUUUUACCGGAUCGACCGUGCACAGGAGCAUCUGAAUUUUGUACUGGAGAUCUGCCAGGAUGAGCUGUACGUUUUGGAUCCAGAGCUUAUUAUCACCCAGUCUGUUGGUACAUCCCCUGCCAUGCCAGACUCCAGGUGCCAGUCUAUCAGCCCCUCUACCCAACACUUCCAGUUUCCACCACCACCUCACUCUCCCCCAGAUUCUCCCGCACUCCCUGAGCUGCAGGAAGAACCUUUCCAAGGCAGAAUGGGCAGUGACAGCUCUGCAUCCAAACCAUCCGUCUUACACCCACCAAGGGCAGAAACAGACCCCAAUGUCUCCCAGCUUGAGGGAAUAUUAUUGGAUGCUGUGAAGAACAGUGAUUUUGAAAGGUUUCGGGAGGCACACCGUGCUGCGGGCAACUUGAUGUUGCAAGACGCUGAUGGGCGCACUGUCCUGCAUCAAGCAGUAAUGUCUGGGAGUAAAGAGAUUGUAAAGUAUAUAAUUGAGCAUGCACCCUCUGAACUUCUGGAUGUAGCAGAAUCUAAGAGUGGGGAAACAGGUUUGCACCUCGCCGCAUCUUUGCGUCAGCGCACAAUUUGUCAUUACAUAGUGGAGGCUGGAGCAUCACUAAUGAAAACGUAUUUACAGGGUGAUACCCAAAAAAAACGAGCAGAGAAGGCCAAAGACCCCGAAUUGGCUGCAUAUCUGGAAAAUAGGCAGCACUACCAAAUGAUCCAGAGAGAAGAUCAGGAGACAGCGGUUUGACGAGACAGAGCAAUAGAGGAGAUAAUCUGCACAACACAAAGAGACUUGCACCUCCCUACACAAAAUCUUGGACUUCCCGAUCUUCUAACUGAAGGACUGCACUUUUUUCCUUUCCAGCUUCAAAGCCUUAUUACAAAUAGCAAUCCCAUCUCUGAGAAAAUACUUUAUCCUCUAUCUUAACUACUUAAUCCUCCAAUGGUCUCACUAGGGUAGAAAAUAAUAUAUUUGAAAUAAUCCCUACAACCCUACCUUGUUGA
Molecule: messenger RNA, 3386 nt
Organism: Bombina bombina (fire-bellied toad)
Lineage: Eukaryota; Metazoa; Chordata; Amphibia; Anura; Bombinatoridae
Product: diacylglycerol kinase zeta-like
Biological process (GO): lipid phosphorylation; intracellular signal transduction; regulation of synaptic transmission, glutamatergic
Cellular component (GO): nucleus
Molecular function (GO): protein binding; ATP-dependent diacylglycerol kinase activity
Source: RefSeq, a predicted model, not a curated record